AGUCUAUUUCAGGGUUUCUUUAAUGCCUGUAUUUCUUUGAAAACUGCCAGAGGACAACAAAUGUUAAUUCACAACGGCUACAAAUAUAUACGCGAAUAUUCACGAGGUCUUAACACUUAUUGGUGUUGUAAAGAAUUUAGGACCAAAAUCAAAUGUCGUGGAAGGUCAAAAACGGUGGGAGACCGAAUAAUUGAAACACAACCACAUACUUGUAUUCCAUCGUCUUCUGUCGAGGAACUUCUUAAUGGAAGCUAUAUUGUUCAAAAACCUCAAGGAUGUAAUACACUGCCCAGUGAUGGUGGAAGGGAGUCUGUCGCAGGUUUUCUUAAUUUUCUUUUCGAUGGAGGGUUAAUUGUAAGAGUUGGAUUUUUUAGCUUCCCAAAAAUUCCUUUACAUUUGCGUUUGACAUUUUACUAA
Meloidogyne enterolobii is the source of this 417-nucleotide messenger RNA. Lineage: Eukaryota; Metazoa; Nematoda; Chromadorea; Rhabditida; Meloidogynidae. The record is from the annotation of a GenBank genome assembly.